Macrobrachium nipponense is the source of this 1472-nucleotide messenger RNA. RefSeq lists its product as uncharacterized. The transcript is spliced from 4 exons. Bases 331 to 1125 code for a protein of 264 amino acids. NCBI's taxonomy places the organism in Eukaryota, Metazoa, Arthropoda, Malacostraca, Decapoda, Palaemonidae. The record is from RefSeq and is a predicted model, not a curated record.
CACCGAGACCACACACACUAAAACAAACGCCUUCCCGUCAACCAUCACUAACUCAGUCUCACAUACAUGUGUUUGUGCUUUUCGUUCAGCCUGAGUUUUGUAAGAAUUUCGAGUCCAGUCGUCUUUUCUCUCUCCGUCGUUUCUCGCGUCAAAGAGGAGUGAGACGGAUACACUGAAGGCUUCUCGGUUCGUAGUGGUUUCGACUUCUUGACUUUAGAACUGAUUUAGGUGCUCAGGACCAUAGUAUAGUUUCUGCUCGAACUGCUUAAAAGGCAAAUUGAUCAAGAAGCCUUUCCACGCAAGAUUUCUCACAGACAACGACCAAAAGCCAUGAUUCUAAAGAAUAACUGUGAAGCCAGGAUGUGGUGGUUGGCGACCGUAUGUAUUCUGGCCAUAAUCGGGGAAGCUGGGUCAGCCUCAUUUUAUGGAUCAAAACCAUCUGGAUUCUUGCAGGUCAUCCGACGACUAGGCGUGAACCGCUCGGGGGCGGCGCUGCAGGUGUCGCAAGGGAGGAGUCAGAGCGGAGAGUCGCCCAUCUACUUCAUCAAGCUUCCCCCGACUCCUUACUUCUACCUGCAGAAUGCAGUGUCGGCUCUCGGGGACCCCGACCACAAGGUUCCUGUAGACUUCACCAACAAUGGUCGCCCAAACCAAGUGUACCACUGGAACUUGCCGGAGCUCAAUUCCCACUUAGCCCAGCCACCAUUCUCAACCGCUUUCGCACAACCGGCAGCCGUACCAGGCCUACUACAUGUGGCUGCUCCUUCUUCAGUUGCGUUGCCAUCCCCUGCAGGAGUGCCAGGCCUCAUAAAUGUAGAAAGCCCUGUCUUGCUUCCUGGAGGUCCUUCGUUGGCACCCGUUACACGCUCAGCAUCCCCGGUUCAACUACAUGCUGUGUCAGUGCCAUCAUCUCCAGAGGACAUAACCCGCGUAGCCAUUUCUCCCUCAACGGCACAGCCUUCAGGAUCCUCAGCUAAGAAAACUUGGAUAUCCGGCAAGAAACAGUACGCCUACAAUGGUCGCCCCUCUGGAAUCUACAUUUACAAGUCCAAGAGACCAAUCAGACCCAUCGCUGUCCCGAAAAACGGGCGCCGUCCCACGAGAAAGGCAAGCCAGAGAAAAUGAAGUUGCACAUGGGCCACUGACGCUUUCGGGUGGUAAUAUCGCAGACGGAGAAUCUUAUGCCAUUGUAAAUACUGGGCAGUUCCCAAGCCCUGAUGUAUGUAAAUUUCUUCUUGACUCUAUGUAGUUCGUACCAUUGUCAUGAAUUUGUUCAGACCAAUGUUUACAUAAAUCGUGGUUCUAACGAAGAACUGUGCUCAAAUAUUUCGUUCUCCCUCUAGUCUAGAACAUAAAAUCAGGCUAAAAAAUCCCAAAUCACGUUAUAGUAUCUUGAGGCUACAGUGAAACAUUUGAGCUGACUAUUCUUUCUACAGCUGCUUGUAUUCUAUUACACUGUCGGUAGGAUGUGU